Mesorhabditis spiculigera is the source of this 357-nucleotide messenger RNA. The record is from the annotation of a GenBank genome assembly. NCBI's taxonomy places the organism in Eukaryota, Metazoa, Nematoda, Chromadorea, Rhabditida, Rhabditidae.
AUGGUACAGUGGCUAGAUGAACUUACCGAACCUGCCGGCGUAUGCAAGGGAAUUCUAAUGUGCUACAGUAUCGAUCAGCCGCUCUACCACGACUUGGUGGCAAUGGACUCUCGCGUACGCCUGUAUCAAGGACUGCCUACAGACGCUGACAUUGAGACGCUCCAGACGCCCCACUUUAUCGUAAUUGACGAUCAGUGCACCGAGUUGAAGCGCAACAAGACUGUAGUUGACCUCUUUACUAAAGAUCCCUACGGAUACCUCCUGAUCAACAACCACGUGCUUGCGGAUCCCCGGCAGAGGCUCGUGACCCACAUCUUCCCAGAUGACGUGGGCGGGGAGAUUGUGUAUAUGCCUCGC